This is a messenger RNA of Capsicum annuum, 867 nucleotides long. RefSeq names its product flavin mononucleotide hydrolase 1, chloroplatic. The record is from RefSeq and is a predicted model, not a curated record. NCBI's taxonomy places the organism in Eukaryota, Viridiplantae, Streptophyta, Magnoliopsida, Solanales, Solanaceae.
AACCACCCCACCAUUUUCCAUGCCACCUAGUGUGGCAAGACUCUUGCAAGAAUUAUGUAGGCAGCCAAGAUUUCCCACCUUCACAAUUUUUUUUUUAAUUCAAUUUCAUAAUAAAACUCCUCCUUAUAAAUACCCAAAAUAAAUAAUGACACAUUACAAAUCUUGAAGAAACAAAAAAGAAUCCAAAAUUCUAUAUGGCUUUAUUGAUAUCAUGUAAGCCAUCUAGUAUAUCCAAUAUCAGUUUCCCAUUUAUACUGGAAAAAAACCAAACAUCUUGUAAAUCUACAAAAAUGGGGUCUUUUAGUAGUAAUAAUAUUAGUUGUUGUGUCAGUACUUCAUCAAUAUCAACAGUGGUGGCUCAAAGGAAACUUCCUAUAUUGCUUUUUGAUGUUAUGGAUACUAUUGUUCAUGACCCUUUUUACCAUGAUGUCCCUAACUUCCUUAGCAGGCAAAUACUGGUUAUUUAUGAAUGCCGAAUUCUUCUCCGCCUCAGGUUGAUGCAAUCUCUUCUGGCAAUGGUCCAAUGCUGCUUUGGGCACCUUUUAUCUCAUUUUUUAUUCAGAAUGCCAAUGAAAGAAUUGCUGGAAUGCAAGCAUCCAACUGCCUGGAUUGAGUUUGAAAAAGGCCUAAUCACUGAGGAGGAGUUGACUAGGAAAUUCUUCAAGGAUGGAAGAUCUGUUGAUAUGGAAGGCCUCAAAAAUUGUAUGAGAAGAGGAUAUUCCUACCUUGAAGGUGUUGAAGGCUUAUUGAAUUCUUUGAAAGAAAAUGGAUACGAAAUCCAUGCUUUCACAAAUUAUCCAAUCUGGUACCAAAUGAUUGAAGACAAGCUAAAACUCUCAAAUUACCUAUCUUGGACAUUUUGUUCCU